AUUUGCUGUGCAGAUUGUCACUCACUGUAAAGGAACCGCCCACUCUGCAUUUGGUAUAAUCAUCAGUUUGGGUGUAGACACUGAGGCUUGGUUCUGCAGCACUUUCCCUUUUUCUCAGCUCCAGUUGACUGUCCUUAUCUGCAAAGAUGAUGAAAGGUAUGAUCAUCAAGAACAUGUCCUUCAAGGUUGGACAAACCAUGAUAAUUUGUGGAGUAGCUAAACCUGAUGCUACAAAUUUUGCUGUGAAUAUUGGCCCUGAUGAGCAGGACAUCACUCUGCAUAUUAACGUUCGUUUUGAUGCCCACGGAGAUGAGAACACAGUUGUAUGCAACUCUUAUGAAGGGGGUAACUGGUGUGGGGAGGUCCGUGAGGGAGGCUUUCCUUUCCAGCAAGGAGAGAGCUUCAAGAUUACCAUCGAAUUCACCCCAGCUGAGUUUGUUGUGACCUUAUCAGAUGGCUCUACAAUCCACUUUGCCAACCGCAUGGGUGCAGAGAAGUACUCAGUCACCAGCUUUGAUGGAGAGGCUCGUAUCCAGAGCAUUGAGAUCAAAUAAACUUCCACCCUGUGAAGAAAACUGACAGUCAGAUCACACAUGGGCCACUUGUUUCCAAAUAUCUCAAAUGAUUUGCCUCACAUUUAGCAUUUAGCGAAUUUAUAAUCAAGUUUAUGCUUGUUGAGACCAGAUGCAAACACACGUAAAAAUGACGGUAGAUAUAUAGCACAGUAAAAGAUUUUAGAGAGAUAAAUACUGUGUGUAUACAAUGAGUUUUGCAACUGGAAGACCUUUUGCUUUUGUAAAUGUAGCAUCUGACCAAAGAACUAAAAACAUGAAUUUUAAUUUUAGUCAGAUUUAGUCAGCAUAACUACACAUACUUACAAGCUCAUUGUUUUGUUCCUAGUUUAUGGAUCUAUUUUUCUUUGACAUUCCACUUGUUUUGGAAUAUUACCUGUAACAACAUCAAUAAAAGCCACAUAAAGCCAUAUAAACAGACAUUUGAAACAUGUCAAAAGUUUUUUUCUUGCCCAAUAAAAUCUUACUAUUGGUGAAACCCAA
This is a messenger RNA of Girardinichthys multiradiatus, 1055 nucleotides long. Its product is annotated as beta-galactoside-binding lectin-like. Gene Ontology annotation, molecular function: galactoside binding; carbohydrate binding; laminin binding. Bases 147 to 554 code for a protein of 135 amino acids. The transcript has 4 exons. The record is from RefSeq and is a predicted model, not a curated record. Lineage: Eukaryota; Metazoa; Chordata; Actinopteri; Cyprinodontiformes; Goodeidae.